Drosophila gunungcola (fruit fly) is the source of this 351-nucleotide messenger RNA. It is a transcript of the gene Sf3b5, whose product is annotated as splicing factor 3B subunit 5. Bases 56 to 313 code for a protein of 85 amino acids. Gene Ontology annotation, cellular component: U2 snRNP; precatalytic spliceosome. The record is from RefSeq and is a predicted model, not a curated record. Lineage: Eukaryota; Metazoa; Arthropoda; Insecta; Diptera; Drosophilidae. Gene Ontology annotation, biological process: mRNA splicing, via spliceosome. The transcript has a single exon.
ACAGAAACUCAACGCUACUCAUUUUGUUGCACAUUUUUGAAACUACCAAGAGAAAAUGGGCGAACGCUACAAUAUCCACAGUCAGCUUGAGCAUCUGCAGAGCAAAUACAUCGGCACAGGGCACGCCGAUACCACCAAGUUCGAGUGGCUGACCAACCAACAUCGCGACUCUUUGGCCAGCUACAUGGGUCACUACGAUAUCCUUAACUACUUUGCCAUUGCGGAAAACGAGUCGAAGGCAAGGGUACGUUUCAACCUGAUGGAGCGGAUGCUGCAGCCAUGUGGACCACCACCGGAAAAAUUGGAGGACUAAGCUAUAAUACAUAAACAAAAUAAUAAACAAAUGUAGAG